Actinia tenebrosa (Australian red waratah sea anemone) is the source of this 1441-nucleotide messenger RNA. RefSeq names its product homeobox protein HMX1. Lineage: Eukaryota; Metazoa; Cnidaria; Anthozoa; Actiniaria; Actiniidae. The record is from RefSeq and is a predicted model, not a curated record. Gene Ontology annotation, biological process: regulation of DNA-templated transcription. Gene Ontology annotation, molecular function: DNA-binding transcription factor activity, RNA polymerase II-specific; DNA binding.
UUCUUUUUUGUGGGUUGAUUUCUAAGAGGUUUAUUUGUGUUUAUCCUUUUGGGUUAAGCGUCURUUCACAGCUAUCCGGGAUCAUGUCCGCAUGAAGGUGGGAUUGCACAGAGAUCGAUCGACAGGGCGCUGAUCCAAUUAGGAACAGAUUACAUUCCAAUUAACGUAUUAUUUACAAAUAUUUACAGAGCUUUUGUUCCGUCAAGUAGCCAUAUGAGGCAUAUUAGUUCUACUUUAAUUGUAUGUCAAACAGUUUAAUCUGGUUGGUAUGCUAUGGCAGCUAUUUAGACAUCUCAUCUUGUCCAAUAUACUCAUCAGCCAUCUAACCCAUUCACACCAGACCCUCUAGCCUUGCCGCUCAAACAUGGCGACAAAUUUUAGCAUUAGUUCUUUACUAGGAGAACCUCAGAACAAAAAUCUUGAUAUUACCGUGAGAAAUUUUCAAGGUUUAGGAAAAAAUCAAUCGAAAAAUGGUGUAGGUGUUGGCGACCAAGGUCAUGAUGAAGUUGAAGAAGAUAGCGGUACUGAGUCAGUAGCUGAUGAAAUUGAAAAAGCCUUCUUCGAGAAUGGUGAGCAGACAGCAUUUCUACACGAACAAAAGAUUCACAACAACAAAGCAAGGCGAAGGCGAACAGCUUUYACCAGCAGUCAACUGAAAUCAUUAGAGGAGAAAUUCCAGGAAAAGAAAUAUUUGACAAUCAGCGAGAGAAACAACCUCGCUAAGAACAUGCAUUUGACUGAUACACAAGUGAAAACUUGGUUCCAAAAUAGAAGGACAAAAUGGAAGAAACAAAUGGCGCCUGAUUAUGAAGCAGCGCUACGAAGCGAAGGAAUCAACGCAUCAAUGUAUGGACAAUAUCCAAUACCGCUAAGUUAUUACAGCACGGAUUAUGCCAUUCCUUUUAUUCCUUCGUCUAGUCAGGGCUUUGGAGUUUUACCAAGCUUUAGAUUCCCUCCUUCGAACUUACAAGUUUUGUACUCCAACAUGACGUUAUACCCGUAUUGAAUGCGUGUUCAAUGGCCGCCACUUCUCCAUCCUUACCGCUCCUUAUCUCAGACUCUGUACAAAUAUACACUACUUCUACACGAUAGCAGGAUUUAUCAAGACAUUUUAAAACAUUUUGACUCUAAGCAAAGGCGCCGAUUAUCACUCCUCAAUAAGGUAUAUGUAAUAUAUAUUGGCUAGAUCAUUGUUUUUGUUAGUAUUGCCACUUUCAAUCCUUGAUGACAAUCAAAAGAACUCAGUUAAUUUAUUCCCCAUUUCUGAUCAGUGCGUGUUUUGUGUAAAUAAUGGUUGUAUUAUGUACAUGUUUGACUAAAAGCGAUAUAUUUGUACAUUUGAACUAUAAYUGACUUCGAAUGAAUUUGAUACGGUGUGAUUUGGGUUUGCGUGUAAAUAAUCAUGAUUCAUACAAUAUCAAUAAAUAAUUAUAACAUGGAA